Neltuma alba is the source of this 803-nucleotide messenger RNA. RefSeq lists its product as uncharacterized. NCBI's taxonomy places the organism in Eukaryota, Viridiplantae, Streptophyta, Magnoliopsida, Fabales, Fabaceae. The coding region runs from base 51 to 635 and encodes 194 amino acids. The record is from RefSeq and is a predicted model, not a curated record. The transcript has a single exon.
CUUAGCUUGCCCGUCUGUAAUACUAGAAAUCAUUGUGCUCCUCCUUCCCAAUGGGUCUGUCUCAGAAAUUUCCUUCCUUCAGCUGUGAACUGAGAAUAAUACAAGCUCAAAACGUUGAGUUCAAUUCCAAGGGAAAGGGAAGCCUUUUUACCAGGUUUUAUCUUUCCGCAGGAACCAACAAAAGAAUUCAAGUGGACACCCAAAAGAUCUCUUUCCAGUCUGCCUCAUUCUGGGAUGAAUCCUUCUGUUUAGAUUGUUCGUGCACCGAGGAAUUCUUGGAGAUCCUGAAGCAGGAAAGCAUCGUGUUGGAGGUCCGUCAGAGCAACACCGCCCUUGUUCUAGGGAAAAUCUUGGGUUCACGUAUCCUAGGAAGGGCUGAGAUUCCAUGGAAAGUUGUUUUUGAAUCGCCAAACACGGAGUUCAACGAAUGGGUGAAGAUGGAUCUGGAGAGUGAAAAUGGUGUCAAGCCAAUUAAGCUGCAAGUGGAAAUCAAAAUUCAAGUGCCGUCGGCUUCAGAGAUGGAGAACCAGAUAAGGAGGUCGAUGAAGAAGCGGGAGGAGUGUGGAUGCAAGGAAUUAGGCCAUGAUCAUGAUCAUGACAUAUUUGUUAUUGCUGCAGCUUUAGAAGCUUUCUAGGCACAGAAAUUUACUAAUUCGUGAUUAAGGUUGCGCGCGUGGUAAUUCAUUGGUUUUGGUCCAAGAUAAUCAUCAGUUUUGUCUGUUUUCUACUCAUUACUCAUUGACUUUUGAAGUGUAAAUUCAUCCCUCGUUUCAGCAUAAAAGAGCUUGUAAGAGUUUUUGAAA